AUGAAUAUCAACCUGGACGGUUUGCGAGAGAUGAUUAGAACAUCACUCGACGAAGCAAGGGACGAUCUGUGGCAGCUUCGUCAAGACCCAGCCUCUUGGCAUGGCGGCUUAAAGAGAAUGGCUCAAGGCAGCGGCUCAAAGGAGCUUCUGACAACCCUCUUCAGCCGCGUCGACACCUUCGCCAACUUGGACCAGCUAAUAGGAGCUUCUAUCCAACAGGUUGAGAGUCCUCUAUUGACCGAGGCGGACGAAGACACCAUGAAGAUUGCAGCAUCCCUUGACUGCGCUCUUUCUGCCGCGUUCGAGGAGAGGUUGGCCCAUUUUCGAUGGAUCAUGCCACCGCCAGCGGGCUCACUCACCAAAGUUGGCCACCAGCUGUUGGAACUGAUCAGGGAGAACGAUCCGAUUCUUCGUCGUAUGGGGUUCUCGGCGGUGAUGAGAACCAUCGAUCGAGAAGUCGUAGGAGGCAGGUCCUUCCCUGUGGCCGUCUCACAGAUCCUCAGCGACCUGCACGUCUUGGCUGUCUGCCUCGAAGAGACUGAGAGCCAUCAUCCAUCGAUCUCUGACUGGGUGGAAUACUUUCAGAUGUCCAACUCCUUUUACGUGGAGCAGACUGGCAGACUGCGGCCCUGGAAGGAGAUCCUCGAGGAGGCGGUUAAAGCGAUGGAGGAUGCCGGCGAGUACAAUUUUGCGGGAGGACACCAGGGCUUUUGGCGAAGACUGGACCAGCAGAUGGGAAAGGUAUCGCGGAACAACGACGCUCUUGAAGGUGUAUUCCGCGAGAUAAAACGAGAAAUGCCCCUUAGGCCUGAACAGCAGUCUGCACCGGAAGCUGCGACGGAGCCCAUGGUCUCAGUCUUCAGCACGGCACCUAAGACGGCAGCCACGGCGACCCAACUCAAACGAACGCGUCAGCGACGGGGAAAAGACCAGACCCAAAACCCCGAUCGACCGGCCGAGCAGUCGAUCCAACGGCCAUCAUGCAGCUCGUCUCCGAGUCGCUUGCCGUGUGUCGAGCUUCCAAAAUCGGACUUUUGGCUGUCGCUGCGGAACGGCACCCGGCAGACCUUCGCCUGGGACGACUUUCGCAAAGCCAUGUGCAGCAUCAGAUGCAGCAUGAAGCCGAUAGGGGGUUCGGCGUUUCGCUUCGUCCGCCGUGACUCCGAGGGCGGACGAAUCUUUUCCAUCGUAUAUCACAAGCCACACGGCGAGUCCGGCGAGACAACUCUCAACCUGGGCCAAGCCCGACGAUCUUGGCUCAUGAGGCUUGAAAGUUGCGUCAAUCUUGACUGGGCCUGA
Molecule: messenger RNA, 1299 nt
Organism: Colletotrichum chrysophilum
Lineage: Eukaryota; Fungi; Ascomycota; Sordariomycetes; Glomerellales; Glomerellaceae
Exons: 1
Coding region: 1-1299 (432 amino acids)
Source: RefSeq, a predicted model, not a curated record